AAACUUGGUGUCACAUACCCAUCACCACCGUGCUGAAUAGAAGUGACGCAGAUUUGGCUUUUACCUUAUAAGGCUACUAUGAUAAGCUUGGAACUAAAUGCAAGUGCUGGCAAUGGUCCCUCUAACUGAGAACUCACAGCCAUGUCUUUCAGAGCUGUCGAAACAAAAAGAUAUCGACUACUACAUGUACGUGUAACACGAGUACACGACUACUAGUAAGAGUCAGACUACCCCUUUUUGUUUUUACAAUAGACUACCCCUUUCCAUUGUUAGAAGUUUAGAACUACUGCAGCCAUGAAAGGACUCUGCUUUGAGCUUCUUCAUAACUCCAGAUUCGUGGGUACUGGAAACACCAGAGCAUUCUCUUACCGGUUUCAGAGAAAGAAGCAUCAGGCCUUCUUGGCAUUCCCCAAACUUGUAGUCUCUUCAGUCUCCUUCUCUCAAAGAUGUUUGGCAACUGCGUCGCCUUUAAUAGCCGAGGUGGAAGAAAAGAAAACAUUCGAUUCAGAGGCAGCUGGUUUGUUAGUGAAGGAGCUCCGAAAGAGUUUCAAUUCCGGGAGGACAAGGAGCUAUGAGUGGAGAAUGUUACAGUUGAGCAGUAUUGCAAGGAUGCUUGAUGAGAAGGAAAAUGACAUUCUUGAAGCUCUUUCCAAGGACCUCUCAAAGCCCGAGCUUGAAGCAUUUCUAACCGAGAUUUCUACAUCAAAAGGCUCAUGUAAGGAGGCAAUAGAAGGAUUGAAACAGUGGAUGAUCCCACAAAAGGUCAAGACUUCAAUUACAACAUAUCCAUCAUCAGCUGAAAUUGUGUCAGAACCUCUAGGGGUUGUGUUGGUCAUCUCAACGUGGAACUUUCCUUUCUUGUUAUCAAUUGAUCCAGUUAUUGGAGCUAUAUCAGCAGGAAAUGCGGUUGUCCUAAAACCUUCCGAAAUAGCUCCAGCUACGUCUUCACUUCUUGCACGAUUAGUGGAGGAGUAUUUAGACAAUUCUGCUGUAAAAGUAGUAGAGGGGGCAAUCCCAGAAACAACUGCACUAUUAGAGCAGAAAUGGGAUAAGAUACUGUAUACAGGUAGUGCUAGAGUAGGCCGCAUUGUGUUGGCCGCUGCUGCAAAACACCUUACACCUGUGAUUCUAGAACUGGGUGGAAAAUCCCCAGCUGUUGUCGACUCAGAUGUUGACUUACAGGUUGCUGUUAGGAGGAUAAUAGCAGGGAAGUGGGCAUGUAACAAUGGACAAGCUUGCAUUGGUGUUGAUUAUAUUAUCACUACAAAAGACUUUGCUCCAAAGUUGAUAGAAGGUCUGAAAGAUGGACUGGAACAAUUUUUUGGGAAAGAUCCUAUGAAGUCGAAAGAUAUAUCUCGCAUAGUCAGCUCAACUCAAUUUGCACGUUUGGUAAAGCUCUUAGAAGAGGACAAAGUCUAUGAUAAAAUUGUCCUUGGAGGUCAAACGAAUGAGAGCCAAUUAAAAAUAGCUCCAACUAUCUUGUUGGAUGUUCCAGAAGACACUCAAAUUAUGAAUGAGGAGAUAUUUGGGCCAUUAAUGCCUAUUGUCACUGUUGAGAAGAUUGAAGGCAGUUUCGAUGUGAUAAACUCGAGGCCAAAACCUCUAGCUGUCUACGUCUUCACAAACAAUGAGCAGCUGAAGAAGAGUUUUGUUGAAAAUAUAUCGUCAGGAGGGAUGCUUAUCAAUGAUACCGUCAUGCAUGUUGGUGUUGCCGGUUUACCUUUCGGAGGCGUUGGGGAGAGUGGAAUGGGUUCAUACCAUGGUAAAUUCUCGUUUGAUGGUUUCAGCCACAAGAAGUCAGUUCUAUAUAGAAGCUUCAGUAAUGAUUCUACUCUGAGGUACCCACCAUACACACCUGAAAAGCAAAAAUUACUGAAGGCUGCCAUCAGUGGUAACAUAUUCAGAAUAAUCUUGGCUUUGAUCGGAUGGUGAUCUAUCUAAUCCAGAGAGAAAUGUACUUGGGCGACAAUGGUGUAUAUCAGUUUAUUGAAGUAGGAUUCUUGAGUCUUGACAAUGUGUAAACAAAACUCACCGUAACUUUCUUCCUCAAAUGUUUCAGUAUGUAAUCAUCUAGCAACAAAACAUCAACUGCCAACUUCACUACCAUGAACAACAAGAAAAAGAAGAUCAAUAAAGGGGGUUACGGUAUACUAUUCAGCUAUGAAAAUGAGGCCAAUUAGCCUCGACAAAAUCCACCAACACUUGCUUACCCCUCUUUUCAGUGAGGAUGAUUCUGAUCGCCACAACCGUAAAUCUAUUGAUUGUUUACUCGGAUGUGCAUUUAUGGAAUGCAGUAUGACUAUAAUCUUGAACAAAGUUGCAUUCGUGCUCUUUCCAGGUCAAAAGUCAGGUUAAAGGAAAACCAAUACUAGUUAGAAUUUAGAAAACCUUUCAAAAAUGGGAUUUUAUUUUAAUUCACUUCAGAUACAUUUAGGAAACAAGAAUUACGCUUUUACUUUAUUAUAUAUAGUCCUUAGUCCUUACUGAUGUUUGUAUACUAUUGUUAUCUGUCAACCCAUAACCAAAACGCUAAUGGCCAUCGGCACACUAGGAACACCUCACAUGCCUGACCUUCACAACUUUACCUGACCUUGUUGUUGACAAAAUCCUUAGAUUACUUCCGACCAAAGUUACCGUCCAGGUGAGCUUUAAUUCCAAGCACUGGCAAGGUGCAGUCUCUUCGUUCCCUGCACUGAAUUUCAGUGAGGAUGAUGAUUUUGAUCGCCACAACCUUAAUCGUUACGGUCACUACCAACAUCAACACAAGAAGUUCGUCAACUUCUUGAAGGGUUAUUUAGGUUAUCUUGCGAAGUACGACUCAGAAAGAGCAUCAUCAUCUAGAUAAACUCACUCUUCACAUGAGGAUGUAUGGGCGUCGAAAUUCUCCUACAAUAACCAAGUGGUUGAAAUAUGCAUCUCAGAGAGGCAUUAAAGAGUUGGAUUUAGGUCCAAGUUUUGACCUAAUACAACAUGGGAGCACUUUCACUGUGAGAAGUGGCCACUUCUACCGAUUGCCCUGGGUGGCUAUUGCUUCUGCAAAAUGUUUAACUAGUCUGAAGCUGGAGUGUGUGAGAGUUCCACACGUUCGAAUUACAGAUUAUUGUCCAACAAGGCUGUAUGAGAGACUUUUUCCUUCUUUUAAA
Argentina anserina (silverweed cinquefoil) is the source of this 3143-nucleotide messenger RNA. Its product is annotated as aldehyde dehydrogenase family 3 member H1-like. Gene Ontology annotation, biological process: aldehyde metabolic process. NCBI's taxonomy places the organism in Eukaryota, Viridiplantae, Streptophyta, Magnoliopsida, Rosales, Rosaceae. The record is from RefSeq and is a predicted model, not a curated record. Gene Ontology annotation, molecular function: aldehyde dehydrogenase (NAD+) activity. Gene Ontology annotation, cellular component: cytoplasm. The coding region runs from base 295 to 1932 and encodes 545 amino acids. The transcript is spliced from 13 exons.